CCUUGGAGUCCACGGCAUCCGAGCCGGAGCCUCGCCUUCCUUUCUCCCUCUGCAGACAUCCGGACACAAAAAGAGAAGAGAUCCCGGGACCAGAGCGAGGCACCCACCCGCACCAUGACCGAGACCACCAAGACCCACGUUAUCUUGCUCGCCUGCGGCAGCUUCAAUCCCAUCACCAAAGGGCACAUUCAGAUGUUCGAAAGAGCCAGAGAUUAUCUGCAUAAAACCGGCAGGUUUAUUGUGAUCGGCGGGAUCAUCUCUCCUGUCCACGACUCCUAUGGAAAACAGCGGGCGGCUCAGGAUAGCAUCUCGGGGAGGCUGUGGGGGGCAGACGGAUGUCCCCACGAUCACUCUGUCGCUCCUCAGGGCCUUGUGUCGAGCCGGCAUCGUCUCAUCAUGUGUCAACUGGCCGUCCAGAAUUCUGAUUGGAUCAGGGUGGACCCGUGGGAGUGCUACCAGGACACCUGGCAGACGACCUGCAGUGUGCUGGAGCACCACCGGGACCUCAUGAAGCGGGUGACUGGCUGCAUCCUCUCCAAUGUCAACACGCCCUCCAUGACCCCCGUGAUCGGACAGCCCCAGAAUGAGAACCCUCAGCCCAUUUACCAGAACAACAACGUGUCCACCAAGCCCACUGCAGCCAAGAUCUUGGGGAAGGUGGGAGAAAGCCUAAGCCGGAUCUGCUGUGUCCGCCCGCCCGUGGAGCGCUUCACCUUUGUGGAUGAGAAUGCCAACCUGGGCACGGUGAUGCGGUACGAGGAGAUCGAGCUGCGGAUCUUGCUGCUGUGUGGCAGUGACCUGCUGGAGUCCUUCUGCAUCCCGGGGCUCUGGAAUGAGGCGGAUAUGGAGGUGAUUGUUGGGGACUUUGGGAUCGUGGUGGUGCCCCGGGACGCAGCCGACACAGACCGAAUCAUGAAUCACUCCUCAAUACUCCGCAAAUACAAAAACAACAUCCUGGUGGUGAAGGAUGACAUCAACCACCCCAUGUCUGUUGUCAGCUCAACCAAGAGCAGGCUGGCCCUGCAGCAUGGGGACGGCCACGUCGUGGAUUACCUGUCACAGCCGGUCAUUGACUACAUUCUCAAGAGCCAGCUGUACAUCAACGCCUCGGGCUAGCGGCCACACAGCCCUCCGCUCCGCUCUCCCCUUGUCCUCCGCACACUGGCCCCUCGAGUCUCUGUCAGUCCUCUGUUUGCCUCCUGCCUCUCUGUUUCUCCAUUUCCUCAUCUUGACUGUUCCCCUCCUCGACCCCCCACAGUGUGGGGGCCCGCAGAGAACCACGGCGUCCCUUAUUCCCCGGUCAUCUUUGGACAGACUUUCCUCUAGUCUCCGGGUUGGGGGUGGGUGAGGGAAUAGGGGUGGGAGUUGGGGGGAAGUGCAGUCCUUGGAGAUGUGCUGGUGUCCAUCUCCCAGCAUGCUCUAGAGAGUGGCUCUGGUGCCCAUCCUCCCAGCAUGCUCUGGGGAGGCGGCUCUGGCUCUCGCCUUCCCAGCAUGCCCUUUAUCACAAAGGGCUAUUUUUUUCUUUUCUGUUUUUUUGUUUGUUUUGUUUUGAUGUUGAUUGUUGUUGUUCACACCUCAUAGAA
Molecule: messenger RNA, 1583 nt
Organism: Pteronotus mesoamericanus
Lineage: Eukaryota; Metazoa; Chordata; Mammalia; Chiroptera; Mormoopidae
Gene: NMNAT2
Product: nicotinamide nucleotide adenylyltransferase 2
Exons: 11
Coding region: 115-1116 (333 amino acids)
Biological process (GO): NAD+ biosynthetic process
Cellular component (GO): Golgi apparatus
Molecular function (GO): nicotinamide-nucleotide adenylyltransferase activity; nicotinate-nucleotide adenylyltransferase activity
Source: RefSeq, a predicted model, not a curated record